Dipodomys ordii (Ord's kangaroo rat) is the source of this 300-nucleotide messenger RNA. Its product is annotated as testis-specific Y-encoded protein 3-like. NCBI's taxonomy places the organism in Eukaryota, Metazoa, Chordata, Mammalia, Rodentia, Heteromyidae. The record is from RefSeq and is a predicted model, not a curated record.
AUGGUUAAUCUGGAAGCAGAAGAAUUCCACCAUCCCACUAAUAGCUACAAGAUCAUAUAUUUUUUGGAUAUCCUGGGAUAUAGGCCAGGCCUUUCUACUCCUAUUCAGUGGUAUCAGGAGUAUAAAUAUAAAGUGUGCAGCCACAGGCAUCAGAUAGCAUCCCAAUUCUUCAACUGGUUUACUAAUCAAAAUGUUGCAGGCUCCAGAAGUAUUUCUGAGUUCCUCAGUAAAGAGUUGUGGCUCCAUCCUUGGUACUGCAGGAGGGUGAAGCUCCCUGAAGAGGGAACAGAGGACAGAUGA